ACUCACUACUGAACACGACCUGCCGCCUGCCACAUCUGGAGCCGCUUCCCCAAACGGGAAACUUCAACUUUAUUUAUUUAUUUUUUUGUUUUCUUUUUACGCUGCGCACAAACGCUCCGGCGUUUGCGAAUUUGUCAGAUCGUCAGGGCGAAUUUGGUUUUCUCUUGGUAGUAAGUAGAGAUUCUUGAAGCCAAAUUGGCGUUUCUUAUUUUUUUUUUUGUUAUUAUUAUUAUUUUACAUCACCCAUCGUUAAACAAGAGUCCGUUGGGGAGUUUCAUGCAUUCAGUAGCUGCGUAACUGCCGCGCUAGAUUUGUGGUUCAGCGCGUUUUCUUGGAAAUGGCACACAUAUCCACGUUGUCUUUCCUUUGAUUCAUUUAAAAGUAAGAGGACUCGCAACCGGAGGAAGCGAAGUGCGCCCGAUUCAUUGAAUGAGUUGAAUCCCGUCAGUCAGAAAGACACUUAUCUGAAAAGUUUCACGCUCUGCCGUGUCACAAGGUUGCUUUCUUCUGUUAAAUGUUAAAAGCAAGCCCCGUCCGCCGGUUCGCUGCACGAUAGUAGAUGGCUGCAGCUGGUGUUGACAUGAAUCAGAGGCAAAUGAAGUUGUGAGAUUCAGCAGCGACUGGUGAUGGAGUGAUACAAUUCUGGCUUAUUUUUGUCCCGGCGCUGAUCUAACGCUUGGAAGAGAAGACUGGAAUAAACCAUAAGGCGCACAGCUCCAUACUGAAGUGUUUAAGUUAGUCUGAGGGGAAAUUUAAAAGACCUAAAAAUACAGCGUUGGUUUCUUCCCUACAAAGAAUCAUUUGAACUUCCCACCGCAGAGCGAGAGCGACAUAAAUAGUUCUGACAUGUGGAUGUAAUUUCAGAAGAGGGGAAAAAAGACAGAUGCGGAGAAAUAAGGGGAGCGCGCUGAGCCCGAGCAUAUAGUAGAUUAUAGGAAAUUAAAUCGAGGGCAGAGCGAGGCGAUUACAGAGUUAUGAUUUCACGAGCAGCCAUAAGCAUCAAGAGGCCAGAUGGAGUGAAAAAGCACAACUCGGUCCACUUUGAAGAGAGUUAAGUAGAUUAAAUAAUCGCAUCUGAGCUUUCACCGGCGUCUGUUUGAGCCCUGCGAGGAUUCUUGGAGGUUGACUGACUUGCCUCAGGUCAGGGAUGGGAUCCUCUCUGCUGCUCCACAAUCUGGACUUUCUUCUCAUCUCGCUACUCAGCAGUUUUUGCCUGAUUUGUGCAGACGAUGUGCUGACAAGAGAGGAACAGAUAGGCCUGCUGUUCAGGGCCAAGCUGAAGUGCGAAGGUUACAUCAAGUCAAAGCACAGGAUCCCUGACGGUUUCUGUGCCCCAGAAUGGGAUGGCAUUGUUUGUUGGCCUGAAGGGGCUCCUGGAAAGCUCGUGUCCACCUCCUGCCCAGAAUAUAUCUACGACUUCAACCAUAAAGGUCUAGCCUACCGUCGGUGUGACAACAAUGGAACGUGGGAGCUGGCCACAGUCAACAAGACAUGGGCCAAUUAUAACGAGUGUGCGAAAUUCCUCUACCAUUACAACCAUAGUCAUGAAAAGGAGGUCUUUCACCGGUUGUAUCUCAUCUACACAGUGGGUUACUCCAUCUCUCUAGGAUCACUCAUUGUGGCUGUCGUCAUCUUGGGCUAUUUUCGGCGGUUACACUGCACGAGGAACUACAUCCACAUGCACCUAUUUGUGUCCUACAUACUGAGAGCUAUAAGUAUCUUCGUGAAAGAUGUUGUUCUCUACUCCGGAUCGGCGCUGGAGAACAUGGAAAGAGUCACAGUGGAGGACCUCAAAUCCAUUACCGAAGCGCCGCCAGCCAACAAAACACAGUUUAUUAGCUGCAAAGUGGUCGUGACCUUGUUCAUGUACUUCCUGGCAACCAAUUACUACUGGAUCCUUGUGGAGGGUCUCUACCUCCACAGUCUCAUCUUCAUGACCUUCUUCUCAGACAGAAAGUACCUGUGGGGAUUUACGCUGAUUGGAUGGGGUGUACCUGCUGUGUUUGUGACCAUUUGGGCAACUGUGAGAGCCACGUUUGCAGACACGGAGUGCUGGGACUUAAGUGCAGGCAAUUUGAAAUGGAUAUAUCAAGUGCCUAUCCUCGCGGCCGUAGUGGUGAAUUUCAUGUUAUUUCUGAACAUCAUCAGAGUCUUGGCAACUAAACUUAGAGAAACUAAUGCCGGAAGGUGUGACACAAGACAGCAGUACAGAAAAUUGCUCAAGUCCACGUUGGUGUUGAUGCCACUGUUUGGUGUCCACUACAUCAUCUUCAAUGCCAUGCCGUAUACGGAUGUGUCUGGGAUACCGUGGCUGAUCCAGAUGCACUACGAGAUGCUGUUCAACUCCUUCCAGGGAUUCCUAGUUGCAAUUAUAUACUGCUUUUGCAACGGAGAGGUGCAAGCUGAGAUCAAAAAGUCCUGGAGCAGAAGAACUCUGGCCCUGGACUUUAAAAGAAAAGCUCGAAGCGGCAGUAACACGUACAGCUACGGACCUAUGGUUUCACACACCAGUGUUACCAAUGUCACUGCCAGAGGGCCGCUGGCCCUCCACCUCACCACCAGGCUGGGACCGGUGCCUGUCAACGGGCACAGAAACCUCCCUGGGUAUGUUAAGAAUGGCUCCGUCUCUGAGAACUCCAUGCCCUCUUCGGGGCAGGAGCUCCACAUUCCCGAAGAGGAGCAUUCGGCUCCUACGCAGUCCUGCGAGAACGAGAAACCCUCGCCCGUGGUGGAGGAGGAGAGGGAAACGGUCAUGUGACCUGCGGGACAAUGCGCGUAGAGACGAAAAGUGGAAAAACAAAUCACAAAACAGUCUCAGGAUGGUCUGAAGGGGGGGGGGGGAAUGCUGCACGCAUCAUCACUGCCAGUUUGUUCUCCUGUGAAAUCGAGCCGGAAAACGUUUCCGCAGAUGCUGAUGAGGCUCCGGGCAAAUAGGGUGUAUCACUUCUGUGAGCUUAUCUGAGGAAUGACGACCUCCGUUGUCGUGGCAAAUACUCGGAGCGCCUUCACCAACCACCUGCCACAGCGAAUGUGUAAAAGGCUGAAAACAGACUGCCGUUUUGCAUUUCUUUUACACGUCACACCACGUCCGUCCUCAUCUUGUUUUGCUUUUUAUAGCAAAAAAUGUCUUGUGGUAACCGUUUGUGCAUAAAUUACAGUUGAUGCCAAGCAGAGCCUUAAUCACCCAUAAAACAGGCGGGGUUUGAGUACACUCAGUGUGACACAAAUAUGGACAAUUUCAUCAGCAAGUUUCAGAUUAAUCGUACGCUUGGUUUGGAACGUGAUCAGUCGACUUAAAUCCACUUCAGUCUAAAAGGGAAGUUACUCAGGUAAUUGAAGUCCUCUGUUGUUGCACACCUAUUUUUAUACUUUCAAAGUGGUGUUUUAGCAUAGUCUGCAUUUCACUCCAGAGGAUGCCUGUAUAUUGUAUUAGGCUAUGUACAUUUUUAUCGAAUUGUUGUACAGUUUUCUGCUGUUCAGAACAACCCGGCAUUCGUCCCUCCAGUUACAACAGAUUUCAAAUGUUGAAUGUAUCACCAGUUUUUCUCAAAAGAAAAAAAAUCUAUAUAUAUAUAAUAUCACACGCACGACCAAAGUAAGUUGCCAAAUUAAGGAUGUGUCUUUGAAGGCUACCUUUCUCUCGGGCUUAGUUUUAGCAGAAGAAUUAACAGUCUUAACCCUAAAAAUGAGACACAAUCCUAAUUAAAUGAGGAAUCCAACAAAAUUCCUUUGGAAUUCCAAGAGCGGCAUUUGUGGUGGAUACGAAGGAAAGCCCAGACAUGAAUGGUAAUUUUUUUACAGAUGGUCCAAUGUUGUGCUGCUUUUUGAUGUAUAUACAAGUCAAUGUUUACAAAGAUAAGAAAUCCAUUCUAAUCGUGAGCUAAAGGUGUUGUAUGAAAAUGUUAUAAAGCUGUAUUUUUUAAUAUGUUUCUUUAUGGAAUGUUGGCAAUAUUCAAUUAUGUGUAUAUAGUCCAAAACAGAGCUGGUGAACACAUCCACAGGCGGCAGGGGGAUGUUCAUACGAGCAUUAAGUGAAGCUUCCCACUUAACCUGCGUGGUUGGCAGUAUAGGUCUCGUCAAGUCUUAUACCAAAGAGGAAAGCCAUGCUACAGCACACUGCAAGAGAAAAGGUUAUGUUGUUGAAUUCCUUUGCAUCGUCUGCAAAGGUCAAAUCAUGCGUAAGCUGCAUUUAAAACACUCCUACACACUCAGUUUCAUAUAAACAGCAGUGUGGAAAAUGACAGUUGUUCCCGAAUGAACCAGGGCAAAUAAUAUUUAAGGAGAUUUUCUUCCUUUAAUUUGGACGAUUGAUUGAACUUGGAGCUAAGGCCCUGUAGACCUUGUAUUAGCUGUCAUUCCAAGUUUGUGUUCACAAUUGGCAUUAAAAUGUGUCUCUGCAUGCAUCUGGAGUGACCACUUGAGAUCUGAUCACAGAUUCCGGCUGUGGCCACAAAACCACAUCAACCAAUAAAGCCAACGCUCAUACUCAGUAAUUCAACGUGUUAAUAUACUCUUGUUGUUAUUGUUGUGCUUUUUUUUCUAUGGCUAAUCAUACACGUCCUGUGUUUUCUGGGAGUGUUUACACCUGUAGUUAAAAGUGGCCACUGGUGAUCGGAUCAGUCAGGACACGUGUUAACACCAGGGUCUGAACAGGGCCUAAAAUUAGUAAUUAGUCUUUAUGACUGAUGGUACCUCGCAGAAAUGUGAACUAAUACGUGACCAGAUUCUUACAUACUCUAGAGCAGCCACCAUUUGAUAGCAAGCUUUUGUGUCCCACUUUCUGUUGUGCUCUUUGUGUCUGAUUUGUCCCAGUUUCUUGGCGCCUGUUGCUACAUUCAUUAAGCUAGGUGCUCUGACACAGCUUUGAAAGGUUAUUUUGCAUCUAAAACAUUAAAACAUUUUUUUCUUAUUGUCAGUAAUAACAUUGGACAGCUACGACCAGUAAUGAUUUGGCAUAUUAAAGGCAGGGUAUGUCAUUUAUUUUUGCCGUUAUUUUAUACAAAUUCAAUUAUAACCUGUUAGCAUAUUGUAAUUCAAUGGUGCGUUCCAUUGUCCUCGGAGGCAUUGGGAAUCACGUCACACCUGAGUUACCAGCGUUCCAGUUACAGAAGUUGGAAAACUAGAUGGCCGCGUCCAUGAAAGCGCUCAUCUUAUCCAAAUAUAACUUUGUGCGUUCAAUAAUUUGAGUGAAUUUUUUGAGUGUAGAAUGAAAUUAAAGUUUUUUUUUGGUUGUUUUUUUUUUUUUUUUAAAUCUUAUUAUUGCUACAAUGUUAAGUUAAGUUUAGGCUAUUUAAGAUGCAUAAAUUGUAAAUCGAACAGAUAACUUGAACCAAGAAGAGUUAGAAUUAUUACAGUGAUGAAAUUUACCGCACGAGGCAGAAAUGUAUAAAAAAAAUUCAAAAGUCUUAAUUGUUUAAUGUAAAUGUAGAAAAAAAUACACUAUUAAUCACAGUUUGCCACGGUGGUGUUUUUAGCCAUUGUAAGCGCGACAUGAGCUUGGUGCUAAUAAACUCUUCUAAUUACAGUUUAGCAUGGGGGCGGCCAUCUUGGUAACUCAGCUCAGGAGUAGUGAGGAUUCUAUGACUUUCUUUGGACAGAUGUUCCAGUUGAAAAUUCCAACCUACAACUCGGAAAAUCCGACUUUUGAGUACAAAUGGAACGCACCAGGUGUUAUGAGAGAACAGUUUACCUUUGUGCCUCCACUUACAGGCUUUAUAAAAAUCACCCCGUGAUGGUAUUUUUCCACCAAUCACAGGCUGUUUUACAGAGUGUCGCUGUUUCCGGUGUUCCUAUUGGCUACUCUACAUAAGUCGAUGCGCAUUCACAUCCCAUUGCUAGGCAGGCUUCUCCAUGUUGAUGGAUUUUAUGCAUGUUACAGCGACUGGAGAUGUUUGUUCUGAAGUCAGGGACACUAUGUACCGAUCUCAUCAAUGGAAAAAAAAUGUCCAGAUGGUUUAUUUGACCCUGGGUUCAAGUGAUCAUAGAGAGGAGGAAUGAGUGGAACUGGGACUGUAAAUAAGUAGGGGAAGGGGAACGAAUAUUUUACAUACCCUGCCUUUAAAUAAUGUGUAAUGGAGCUCAUUUUCUUGCGCAAUGGAGCUCCAUUUUUCAUGAGUAGAUUAUUUCUCUGUACGACUACUGCCAAGUAAUCCCCAGCACACGUAUGGUGCAAUCCACAAUUAAAAGUAGCCCCUAACAAAAAUGUAUUACUGACCUUUUCCUAGAAUCUACAGCUGUUUUAGGUCAUUUUACAAUCAAUUAUUCCAGCUAUAAGGACACGACAAAGCAUUUAGGGGUGGACUAAUGUAUUGGUCUGUCUUUUUUUUUCACACAACAAAAACUAGAGAAUAACAUCAUCGUCGUAGUUUUAGAAAUAUCCACAACUCUAAUUUUAUCUGGACAACAUCCAGCUGUUUCUUAACCGCCAGUCAACUUUAACCUUCCCGUGGGGAUCAGCCGUGAUUGCGACUGAAGGUUGAGUGGCUCGACUUCAGCGUUGAUUACAGGUGAUGGUGGACCCCCGUAAUGAGAAAAAAAAAAAAAAAAAGGGGAAAAGGUAGAGGCGGAAGGAAAUCACUGUCACUUGAUGUCACAGUAUCUCACUGCCACUAAAGACUUAAUUUGUUCUCAUUGAGCUGGAUUCGUUUAGCUAGUAUUUAUUGCAUCUCUCUCUAUAAGGAGUACUUUAUUUUAGCUGUUGUGUUUAUCCGGUCAGCCAAACUUUUCAGGCAGUAUCAGAGCAUGAAUUUUAUUUUAUUUUAUUUUUUUGUUUUAUUAAGACAUUUCUAUUUGAGCACUUUAAUACCCUGUAAUACCGUAUUUUAUUCCUGAUUGUAUCAUGAUUGUGUUUUGGAAUCAAGUGUACAAUAGGGCCAAUAAUCAUAUAGAGCUAAUGUUGUAUGUCAUUGUUUCAAAUACCUCUCAUGGAAGUAUACCAUGUGUUUCGUUGCCAUGUAUUUAUCUCGUGCUGAACAGUGCUCAGUGGAGCUGGCAUUAGCCGUCAUGCUUUCGAUCGGCGUGUGGGUGGUUUGCUGAGACGCCGUCCACCGACUCCAUUUUGAUGUAGGCAUGUUGUAGAUAUCAGUGUAAACUCGGGAUGAAAUUAAAAAGAUGUUUUCUGGUCUCUACUGUCCAUCAGUGAAUUGUGAAUAAAACAAUCUGUAAUUGUA
This is a messenger RNA of Mugil cephalus (flathead mullet), 7169 nucleotides long. RefSeq names its product parathyroid hormone 1 receptor (gene pth1r). The transcript is spliced from 13 exons. Gene Ontology annotation, biological process: intracellular calcium ion homeostasis; adenylate cyclase-activating G protein-coupled receptor signaling pathway; cell surface receptor signaling pathway. Gene Ontology annotation, cellular component: plasma membrane. Lineage: Eukaryota; Metazoa; Chordata; Actinopteri; Mugiliformes; Mugilidae. Gene Ontology annotation, molecular function: parathyroid hormone receptor activity; peptide hormone binding; G protein-coupled peptide receptor activity. The coding region runs from base 1148 to 2758 and encodes 536 amino acids. The record is from RefSeq and is a predicted model, not a curated record.